This is a messenger RNA of Oryctolagus cuniculus (rabbit), 1720 nucleotides long. It is a transcript of the gene DNAJC3, whose product is annotated as DnaJ heat shock protein family (Hsp40) member C3. The record is from RefSeq and is a predicted model, not a curated record. Gene Ontology annotation, cellular component: endoplasmic reticulum. Lineage: Eukaryota; Metazoa; Chordata; Mammalia; Lagomorpha; Leporidae. Gene Ontology annotation, biological process: protein folding in endoplasmic reticulum. Gene Ontology annotation, molecular function: misfolded protein binding; protein-folding chaperone binding.
GCACGGCCCCGCCCACCGCUGCCUGCCUCGGCUGGCGCCAGCAGCCUCUUAGGCCUGAGCGAGAACGCACGGCGGGCGGGCGGGCGCCGCGGAAGCUUGAGCGCCGGCGCGGGCUGCUGGGCCCGGCACCCUUCGGCGUCCUCGGACAUGGUGGCCCCCGGCUCAGUGACCAGCCGGCUGGGCUCAGUGUUCCCCUUCCUGCUGGUCCUGGUGGACCUGCAGUACGAAGGUGCUGAAUGUGGAGUAAAUGCAGAUGUUGAGAAGCAUCUUGAAUUGGGCAAGAAGUUACUUGCAGCUGGUCAGCUGGCUGAUGCCCUAUCUCAGUUUCAUGCUGCAGUAGAUGGUGAUCCUGAUAACUAUAUUGCUUACUAUCGGAGAGCUACUGUCUUUCUAGCUAUGGGCAAAUCAAAAGCUGCACUUCCUGAUUUAACUAAAGUGAUUGAAUUGAAGAUGGAUUUCACUGCAGCAAGAUUACAGAGAGGUCAUUUAUUACUCAAACAAGGAAAACUUGAUGAAGCAGAAGAUGAUUUUAAAAAAGUGCUCAAAUCUAAUCCAAGUGAAAAUGAAGAAAAGGAAGCCCGGUCUCAGCUCACGAAGUCUGAUGAGAUGCAGCUUUUGCGCUCACAAGCACUUGAUGCUUUUGAAAGUGCAGACUAUGCGGCUGCUAUAACCUUCCUUGAUAAGAUGUUGGAGGUUUGUGUUUGGGAUGCUGAACUUCGGGAACUUCGAGCUGAAUGUUUUAUAAAAGAAGGGGAGCCUAGAAAAGCUAUAAGUGACUUAAAAGCUGCAUCAAAAUUGAAGAAUGAUAAUACUGAGGCAUUUUAUAAAAUCAGCACACUGUACUACCAACUAGGGGACCAUGAACUGUCCCUCAGUGAAGUUCGUGAAUGCCUUAAACUUGAUCAGGAUCAUAAAAGGUGCUUUGCGCACUAUAAACAAGUCAAGAAACUUAACAAGCUGAUUGAGUCAGCUGAAGAGCUUAUCAGAGAUGGCAGAUACACAGAUGCGACCAGCAAAUAUGAAUCAGUCAUGAAAACAGAGCCAAAUGUUGCUGAAUAUACAAUUCGUUCAAAAGAAAGGAUCUGCCACUGUUUUUCUAAGGAUGAGAAGCCUGUUGAGGCAAUUAGAGUGUGUUCUGAAGUUUUACAGGUGGAACCCGACAAUGUGAAUGCUCUGAAAGAUCGAGCAGAAGCCUAUUUAAUAGAAGAAAUGUAUGAUGAAGCUAUUCAGGAUUAUGAAACAGCUCAGGAACACAAUGAAAAUGAUCAACAGAUUCGGGAAGGUUUAGAGAAAGCACAAAGACUAUUGAAACAGUCGCAGAAACGAGAUUAUUAUAAAAUCUUGGGAGUAAAAAGAAAUGCCAAAAAACAAGAAAUCAUUAAAGCAUACAGAAAAUUAGCCCUACAGUGGCACCCAGAUAACUUCCAGAAUGAAGAAGAAAAGAAAAAAGCAGAGAAAAAGUUCAUUGAUAUAGCAGCUGCUAAAGAAGUCCUCUCAGAUCCAGAAAUGCGGAAGAAGUUCGAUGACGGAGAAGACCCCCUGGAUGCGGAGAGCCAGCAAGGAGGCGGCGGCAACCCUUUCCACAGGAGCUGGAACUCGUGGCAGGGGUUCAAUCCCUUCAGCUCCGGCGGACCGUUUAGAUUCAAAUUCCACUUCAAUUAAACCAUUUUUCUGCUCUUCUUCCUUAAUAUUUUUAAAGAUUAAAAACAAAGAAACCUUG